This is a messenger RNA of Clunio marinus, 330 nucleotides long. The record is from the annotation of a GenBank genome assembly. NCBI's taxonomy places the organism in Eukaryota, Metazoa, Arthropoda, Insecta, Diptera, Chironomidae.
AUGAACGAUUUAAUUUUUCUUUUGACCAGAAAAUUGAGCACUGCCGAUUGUGCCUGUUCACUUCAUAAAACGAAAUGUCAAUCAAAUUUAGUACAUAAACUUGUUGUCGAGUAUCUCAAAUCAUUUUCCUGUAGAUCUCAAGUGGAUCAUCGGAAUUUUAAGAGAAACGUUUCGCAAGAGAUUCCACCUGUUUACAACAUAAAUAACUUACGAUGCAUUCCCAUAACUCCCGCGAGGAAAUUUAAUCAGAUGAAAAUGUUGAAAGAAAGAGGAAAACACGUCGCUAGUGUUCUUAGAGUAGAAAUCAAAACAUGUCAUGAAAUCAGAUAA